CCCGCAAGCCAUGCAUCGCCGCCGCCUGCGCCGCGGAGCUUAAAAAUCUCCUCCUCGUCAUCCAUGUCCGUCCAGCAGCGAGCUUUCGCGUGCAGACGCGUCGUGAUACAGUUUGCCGUUUAGCGGCUCGUCGCACGUGCCGACGUGUGCGCUCCUUGUUGCGUCCCUCUGAGACAAAGAGGCGAUGAAGGGCGCGGUCGACGAUUUCAAAGUGAUGCUCACGAGGAACGAGCCGCUCACCGGCCUCGCCAGGGCGGUCGCGCUCCUCGCGAUCUUCGCGCUCGGCGUCGUCGCCGGCCUCUGGGCGGCCGCCGGGGCCCGCCAGCCGGCCUACGGCAGCGUCGUCGUCCCGACGAGCGUCGUGCAGCUGCCGAGCGCCGCCGCCGCCGCGGACCCGCAGCCGGGCGGCGCCUGCUGCCGGCCCGACCCGGAACCCGCCUUCCCGGAGUUCGUGGCCCCGACUCACCUCAAACACGACAUGACGGACGAGGAGCUGUUCUGGCGCGCCACGCUCGUGCCGGCCGCCGCCGGGUACCCGUUCCGGCGGGUGCCCAAGGUGGCCUUCAUGUUCCUCGCCGGCCACGACGUCCUCCCGCUGGCACCGCUCUGGGAGCGCUUCUUCCGCGGCCACGAAGGCCGCUUCUCCAUCUACGUGCACGCGUCGCCGGGCGUGACCAUCAACUUCUCCGAGGACUCGCCGUUCCACGGCAGGCAGAUCCCCAGCCAGGAAACCUCGUGGGGCUCCGUGACGCUGAUGGACGCCGAGAAGCGGCUGCUGGCGAACGCGCUGCUCGACUUCUCCAACGAGCGGUUCGUGCUCCUCUCCGAGAGCUGCAUCCCGGUGCACAACUUCACGACGGUGUACGGCUACCUCGUCGGGUCAGAGCAGAGCUUCGUGGAGGUCUACUACCGGAACACCAAGCAGUGCCGGAACCGGUACAGCCGGCGCAUGGCGCCCGACAUCACGCUGCGGCAGUGGCGCAAGGGCUCCCAGUGGUUCGAGCUCAGCCGCGACAUCGCCACCAGCAUCCUGACGGACGCGCGCUACUACCCGCUGUUCCGGCGGCACUGCCGGCCGUCGUGCUACCCCGACGAGCACUACGUGCAGACGUACGUGGCCAUGCGCCACGGCGCCCGCAACUCGAACCGCACCGUCACGCACGUGGACUGGUCCACGGGCGGCGCCCACCCGGUGAUGUACGGCGCGGGGGACGCCACGCCGGAGCUGGUCCGGAGCAUCAGGGAGAGCCGCCAGCCCUGCACGCGCAACGCGCGCCCGACGACGACCUGCUACCUCUUCGCCAGGAAGUUCGCGCCCGACGCGCUCGCGCCGCUGCUCAACAUGUCGGCGGCGGUCAUGCAGUACUGAGAAUGUUUUUUUUCCCCGCCGGCGGCAGUCGAUCUGGACGCCAAGACCUCGCCGGCCGGCCGCCGCAGCUUCUUUCUCGCCUUACCCAGGCAUCACCGGCUGUAAUUUUCUGUGACACCAUUGACUGACGAACACUCACUGGCUCGUCACCUGCCGGCAUCUUGUUGCCGAAAUUGCCACAGCGAGACGCGCCCGCCCCAGAUCGACCCCAGGACCCAGGUACAUGGAGUUGUCCCACUGCGUUGCGUUGGUGCUGCAGGCAGGCGGCGGCAGCAGCAAGCACUGCUCCACCAAUGCAAGCUGCGCCCUGCAAAUGGGUUGGAAACCAAACUAUACCCACACCAUCCCAUUCUCAUGAGAGAAAUUAUAUGAAUCCACUCCACCCCAAACCACCACCGCCACACACCAAUCCAACCCAAAUAUUUGAGCUCAUAAUGUAAUAACUAUUAGUCAAACUAUGGUUACAACCUAAUAAGAACCCGUUUCUCAAAAAAAUUAUAAUAUAGA
Panicum virgatum (switchgrass) is the source of this 1876-nucleotide messenger RNA. RefSeq names its product glycosyltransferase BC10-like. Gene Ontology annotation, cellular component: membrane. Bases 185 to 1369 code for a protein of 394 amino acids. The record is from RefSeq and is a predicted model, not a curated record. Gene Ontology annotation, molecular function: glycosyltransferase activity. NCBI's taxonomy places the organism in Eukaryota, Viridiplantae, Streptophyta, Magnoliopsida, Poales, Poaceae. The transcript is spliced from 2 exons.